Messenger RNA from Rhododendron vialii, 1968 nucleotides. RefSeq names its product probable pectinesterase/pectinesterase inhibitor 41. Bases 10 to 1752 code for a protein of 580 amino acids. The record is from RefSeq and is a predicted model, not a curated record. NCBI's taxonomy places the organism in Eukaryota, Viridiplantae, Streptophyta, Magnoliopsida, Ericales, Ericaceae. Gene Ontology annotation, molecular function: pectinesterase inhibitor activity; pectinesterase activity. Gene Ontology annotation, biological process: cell wall modification. The transcript is spliced from 2 exons.
GUGAUUGCAAUGGCUUCCAACCUAUUCUUUUCUGAGUUUUCUUCCUUCACCCUCUCUCUCCUCCUACUGAUCUUCUGCCUCUCAUCUUCUCUCUCCUCCGCCGAUGUCGUACUCCCUCCAUCUCCAUCUCCGUCUCCAUCUCCAUCCACCCCUGUCUCAACCGGUACCAUUUGCAGCUACACUCUUGACCCUUCCUUCUGCAGAUCUCAGCUCCCCAAAAACAACUCGGCCAAUCUCUACGACUACGGCCGCCUCUCCUUCCGUAAAUCCUUAUCCUCCGCUAGUAAGUUCCUCAAACUAAUCCUAAGAUACCUCAAACACCCUUCCUCCCUAACACCCUCCGCUAUCGCCGCGCUAACCGACUGCAAAUACCUCGCUUCCCGCAACCUGGAUUUUCUCUCGACUUCUUUCCAAACAGUCUCCAACACUUCUUGCAGUCCCCUCGAUGUUUCGACAGCUGAUUACGUCCAGACACUCCUGAGCGGCAUCUUAACAAACACCCAGACCUGUCUGGACGGGCUCCAGGCCACGGCUUCGGCCUGGACUACCGUGGGAGAGGGCAUCUACGCCCCUCUCGCAAAUAACACGAAACUGUUUAGUAUGUCUCUGGCGCUUUUCACAAAAGGGUGGGUUCCGGAACACAAAAACCGAACGGCGAAGCAUGUGCACAAAAGGCAUCUACCGCUGCGUAAUGGUACGUAUCCUUUCAAAAUGUCGAGCCAUCACAAGGCGAUUUUCGAAUCCACAAGUGGGAGGAAACUGCUGCAAACGUCGAGCGACGAUGGGCAGGUUCUGGUGAAUAAUAUGGUGACUGUGAGCCAAGACGGUGGUCAGAAUUUCAUAACCGUUAGCGAGGCGGUGGCAGCGGCUCCGAAUAAUACUAACGGCAGCACUGGGUAUUUCUUGAUAUACGUUACGGCCGGAGUUUAUUAUGAGUACGUGACGAUUCCGGAGAACACCAAGUAUGUGAUGAUGAUUGGUGAUGGAAUCAAUCAGACGGUGAUCACGGGAAACCACAGUGUUGCUGAUGGGUGGACCACUUUCAAUUCUGCAACCCUUAUCGUGGAGGGAGAAGGAUUUGUUGCAGUGGGCAUAUCAUUCCGCAACACUGCCGGAGCAAUCAAGGCACAAGCCGUGGCCGUCCGAACCAGCGCCGAUUUGUCUUCCUUCUAUAGCUGCAGCUUCGAAGCAUAUCAGGACACUCUGUAUGCCCAUUCCCUCAGGCAAUUCUACCAAGAAUGCGAUAUCUACGGCACGGUAGAUUUCAUAUUCGGCAACGCAGCUGUCGUGUUCCAAGACUGCAACAUCUACCCGCGGCAGCCAUUGAAGGGGCAGUCCAACACCAUUACUGCCCAAGGCCGAACGGACCCGAACCAGAACACAGGCACUUCAAUCCAGAAUGCUACCAUCACGCCAGCCGCUGACUUGGCUUCGUCCAAUUUUACUGUCCAGACAUAUCUGGGUAGGCCCUGGAAGUUGUAUUCCACGGCCGUUUUUAUGCAAUCUUAUAUGGGCGGAUUAAUCAACCCGGCGGGUUGGUUGGAAUGGAGCGGAGAUUUCGCCCUGAAUACAUCGUACUAUGCCGAGUUUGGCAACACGGGGCCUGGAUCGAACACGGCUGAGAGAGUAACAUGGCCUUGUUACCACAUUAUUACCGCGGCACAAGCCGCUAAUUUCACCGUGGCUAAUUUCUUAGUUGGGGACGGCUGGUUACCCGAAACAGGAGUGCCUUACACUGAUGGGUUAGAAUGAACAGAAUCCUUAAAUAGGUCUCUCUGUUCUUCGGUUCGCACAAUUCAGCUGAAACUAAUUAGUUCAAUUCGUGUAAAGCCCAAGCAUGCACAAAUUAAGUGCUUGCCUUGCGUCGUAGUGAUUAUUUAUGAAUUAAAAUUCAAACAAUGUCAAGUGUAUUUUGCAUGUUGUCAAUUUGAUUGUCCCGUGUCUAAUACGUGAAUAUAACAACAAUGG